GUCCGUGUGUCCCUGUCACUGUCCGUGUGUCCCGUCCCUGACUGUCCGUGUGUCCCGCAGGGCUGGCUGUGUGUCCUGGCGCUGCUGGCGGUUUUGGGGCGCUGCCGGGGGCUGCGGCUCCCCGGGGGUGUCCCCGGGUCGUGCCCCGGGCGCUGCUGCAGCGCUGCCGAGCUGGGGGCCGAGGCUCCCCCGGUGGAGCUGCUGGGGCGGCGGCUGCGCUGGGACCGCUACCUGCCGGUGCAGCUGGUGCCGCAGCUGGAACAGCUGGAGCAGCUGGAACAGCUGGAGGCCGCCGGGGCCCGGCGCCACCGCCCGCGCUCCUGCCCCGCUCUGGCGCUGCGCUCCGGGCUCCACAGCAAAAUCCACGAGCGCUCGCUGUCCCCGUGGCGCUACCGCAUCGACGUGGACGAGAACCGCUACCCACGCCGGCUGGCGUUCGCCGAGUGCCUGUGCGGCGGCUGCGUGGACGUGAAAAGCGGCCGGGAGACCACGUCGCUCAACUCGGUGCCGAUCCACCAGACCAUGCUGGUGCUGCGGCGCAAGCCGUGCCCGCUGCCCGGGCUGCCGGGGCGCUUCGAGCUGGAGGUCGCCUACAUCCAGGUGCCCGUGGGCUGCACCUGCGUCCUGCCCCGCACCGUGCGCUGACCCCCCGCGCCAGCGCCGCCCCCACGCGUGACCGUGUCACCGCCCGGCCCCCGCCCGUGCUUGUUUUAGAGCACCCGACCCCGCCAGGGCGCUCCCUCCCCUGGUUAUUUAUGAGUUAUUUAUCAGCCUUGCUGCCGGGGGGGGCUUUUUGUGCCCCCUAUUUAUUGCUGACACCCCCCCAGCCACGGCUGUGACUCCAGGGCCAGCACUGCCCCACGGCCAGACCCUGUGAGUGCUGCCCAGCCACUCACUGGUUAUUUAUUCCUCCAAAAAAAGCUAUUUAUUGUCAUCU
Molecule: messenger RNA, 937 nt
Organism: Oenanthe melanoleuca
Lineage: Eukaryota; Metazoa; Chordata; Aves; Passeriformes; Muscicapidae
Gene: IL17C
Product: interleukin 17C
Exons: 2
Biological process (GO): inflammatory response
Cellular component (GO): extracellular region
Molecular function (GO): cytokine activity
Source: RefSeq, a predicted model, not a curated record